Messenger RNA from Plenodomus lingam JN3, 312 nucleotides. RefSeq lists its product as uncharacterized. Lineage: Eukaryota; Fungi; Ascomycota; Dothideomycetes; Pleosporales; Leptosphaeriaceae. The record is from RefSeq and is a predicted model, not a curated record.
AUGGACCUUGCAAGCUUGGCCAUGGUAAUGGAAAAUAUGCUAGUUCUUCUUGCAUCUCUGCCUUUGGCACUGGCCAAAAUACAGUGGAACACCAAUGAUGGAUGGAGUGCGCCAUCAACGCUUUCAUCCAAUUGCAGACAACGUGAUGGAUGGCAGUAUUUUUGCGGUGUCCUCGAUGAACCCAAACCUGAGAUAGUAGCGGCCCUACAUCAGGGGCGCCCUGCAGACUCCUGUAUGCUCGCAGACUAUCAUUUUUCAACUUGUACAUGGCUUGGUGUUACGGGAAUGGUUGUUUGCUGUGACCCUAACUAA